Hydractinia symbiolongicarpus is the source of this 1909-nucleotide messenger RNA. RefSeq lists its product as uncharacterized. The transcript has 8 exons. The record is from RefSeq and is a predicted model, not a curated record. Gene Ontology annotation, molecular function: oxidoreductase activity. Lineage: Eukaryota; Metazoa; Cnidaria; Hydrozoa; Anthoathecata; Hydractiniidae. Bases 286 to 1851 code for a protein of 521 amino acids.
CGCUCUGAUGAAAAAAAAAUCCAUUCAAUAAUUUUUGUGUACAUUUUAUCUGUGUGUACACUUGUAAACAAAAUUAAUGAUAAUUUGAAAUAUUAAAAUCAUAGUAAAAUGAGCACCUGUUUGAGAAAAACAACAUUAGGUUGGCUUCAUAUACUAAAUCGAUGAAAAAUUUAAAAUAUAAUUUGGUUCAAAAUGGUAGUAUAAACACUACAUAUGGUUUUUCCAUUAACGUAAAAAGAAACCGCAAUUGGUGAUGACCGCAAUUGGUAAUAAGAUUUUACAGAAAUGACAAAUAAAAUGAUGAUUAUUUUCUUCCUUCUGAUCAAUUUGUGCAGAAGUCAAGGAAUACCUCAAAGAAGCAAUAUUUUCAUCUACCUUGAUGUCAAUACUCAGCACCAUUUGUUUUCAUACAAACUGUUACGUCAGGUGCUGGAAGGUAUAUCCCUUAAACACUACCGAGUUAGCCUGCACACUACAACUGGUGUAUCAGUGCCGAUCGUUAAAUUUCAAUCGCGAAAAUGCCUAUUGAAUAAAAUAAGAUCUCAACGCAAAAAGAUAUAUUCGCUCAAUCGCGUAUUAAAAUAUGCUCAAAAUGAAGUAAUUGAUAAAUUUCGCCACGAUCAAAACUAUAUUUUAAUAAUUACUGACAGACCACUGCAAAAGUAUUCACUCUUAGUGGUAAAAAAGUACCAAAGUGAGACAAAGAAUAAAGGUAUCUACUACGUACCCAUUGGACGUAAAGAGACAAAAGAAACCUCUUUUUAUCACGUGGUUAAUUUCGAUCGUAUUAUCAGUUUUACUCACAGUCUGCCAUUUAUAAACAAUAAACAGUCAUAUUGUGACCACGGACACACAGUACGAGAUGAAUGUGGAAGAAUAUGCAAGUGCGUGAAGAACAAAAUGGUGGACUGUUACAGGCUGAGAAAAGAAUUUUCCAGCAUGACAUACAGUGAAAGAAUGCGAUAUCUAUCAACUUACAAAGCUCUCUCAUUGAGUGAAGACCUGCAAGAAUCUUACCUGGGUAUUGUUUCAUAUCAUUCUGACUAUUUUGAAGAAGGAAUUCAUGAAAGGAAACAAUUUUUUCCCUGGCACAGGAGAUACCUACUUUCUUUUGAAAAUCUUUUACGAGUGCUUGACUGUCGUGUGACCUUACCUUUCUGGAACUGGGCGUUAUACUCCAAAGAAUCGUGGUCAGUUACCCCAUCACAUCACAUGUGGAAAAACAUAGGUGGUUUUGGUGGGAAUGGUGAUAACGGAAAAGCUUUGUGUGUGACCAGCGGCAAGUUUAGUUACAACCGUUGGCAGACACCAGAUUAUGAAGACAAAAAAGAACUCCUCGAUGAAAUAUGCAACCAAACUUUGUCCAUAGACACAACGAAGAAAUCAAACGCGUUAGAACUGUUUAGCAAAAAAUGUCAUUUGAUGUUUCAAAAGUACACAAAAUACCAAAAAUGCUUACGUAGGCAUUUUAAUACACAUCCACCGAAUUAUACCCAUGUUUUUGAUGUUACCAUGCACACUCCCUUAAGAAAAUUCAAAGAGUUUGAGAAUGAAGUGAGAGACAUAUGGCAUAAUGAUGUACACAAUGCUAUAGGCGGUCAUAUGGAGUCAUCAUUUGCGUCUAACUCUCCAGAAUUUUGGUUACAUCACGCCAUGCUGGACAACAUAUGGGAUAAAUGGCAGAAACGUGGAAAAGCUUUUAAGUUUGUUGGAUACAAAACAAAGACCAGACCGAUUACCCUACUUGCUUUUAGACCGAAAGAAAAAAGACGUUAUUACGUAGACAAUAAUAAUUUAGCUGGUUGUGGAAUUCGAAUUCGUUAUCAAAAUCCGUUUCCAUAUAUAGCAUAAAUUUAAAUAAAAUAUAAAACUAUUCCUAUCUACCUUUAAAGAAUAACAACACUACUUC